AUGAAAAGAAAUAACAAUCUAGAAAAUAACAUGAAUUUAAGUAUGGGGGAAAUAGACUUGAGUAAUAUUUAUAUGGACAUAUUACACAUACAUGAAACUCUGGUGAAUCAAAUUCAAACUAUUGUUAUAGAAGUUUAUAAUUUAAUAGAAAAGUUAUUAUAUGAUAACAUCGAAAGAAAUAAUCUAGAUAUAUAUAUGUUUCAUGAAAAAUAUAAAGAUAAUAAUAUAAUAGAUGUAGAUAAAGAUAAAAUGAUUAUUCAUUCUUUAAAUAAUUUAAAUAAUAAUUAUUUUGGUAAUGAUGUGAAAAAUAAGUUUAUUUUAGACAAAAUAAAUGAAUGUAUAGUAAAUACUGAGAAUCAGAAAAAGAAAAAAAAAAAGAUAGGUUGUAAGAAGAAAUGUUUUGAUGAAUUACUAAAUUGGGGUAAUAAACAUAAGAAUAUAGAAAUAGAAAGAUUUAAUAGUUCGAUAUGUACAUAUAAAAAUGGAGUAGGUGAUGAUGAUGAUGAAGAUGAUGAUAGUGAAGACGUUGAUGAUAAUGAGGACGAUGAUAAUAAUGAAGACGAUGAUAAUAACGAAGACGAUGAUAAUAAUGAGGACAAUGAUAAUAAUGAGGACAAUGAUGAUGAUUCUAUACAUAUUGAUGAGAAUGAUAUUAUAAACAGUAUAGAAAUAAGAAAUGAUGAUGAUAAUAUUCUUCUUAAUAAAAUAAAUACUACAAAUCAUCAUGAUAAUAAUGAUCUGAACAGUUUUAUGAAUAUAAAUAAUAAAACAAAUAAACAACAUAAGAAUCAAUAUAAUAAUAAUUAUUUUAGAGAAGAACAACAUAACAAUAAGUAUGAAAGAAAAAAAAAAAUUUAUAAAGAAAAAGCUCAAGAGGUUGUUUAUAAAGUAAUGCAUAAUAAAUCUAUGGAAAACGAAAUACAUGAAAAUAAAGUUAAAUUACAAAAACAUAUAGCUAUUUUAGAGCUUAUUAAAUAUGUUAUUUUAUAUUCAAAUCAAAAGACAAAAAAAGAAAAUACAGACAUAAUAAAAAAGAGGGAAAAUAAUGAGAUUAAUAUAUAUGGAAAUGUGAAUAUUACAACUAAGAGACAUAAACAUGAUUUACAAAAAAAUGAAGAAUAUACAAAUGAAGAAUAUACAAAUGAAGAAUAUACAAAUGAAGAAUGUACAAAUGAAGAAUGUACAAAUGAAGAAUAUACAAAUGAAGAAUAUUCAAAUGAAGAACAUACAAAUGAAGAACAGACAAAUGAAGAACAUACAAAUGAAGAACAGACAAAUGAAGAACAAACAAAUGAAGAACAAACAAAUGAAGAACAGACAAAUGAAGAACAGACAAAUGAAGAACAAACAAAUAAGAUAUGCAUGAAUAACACUAAUAUGAGUAUAAAUUCUUAUGAUAACAGUUCCACAAAAAAAAUAAAAGCUGAUUUGAAUCACCAUAGAUUUGAUAAAAGAACAAAAGAUAAACUUACAAAUACAAAUAUUAACUUAUCAAACGUCAAACUUAAAUAUAUUAAUAUUAUAACUUUUUAUAUGGACUUAUUGUCACCAUUCCAUAAAUUCUAUUCUAAUAAAAACGGAACAGCUCAUCAAGAUCAAAAGAAUUUAAUAUUGGUAGUUAAAAAAUUAGAUCAAAUUGUAUUGAAUUAUGAUAGUAUUAUCGAUCAAAUUUUGAAAAAAGGAAAUAUAAAAUAUUUUGAUAUAGAUAAAUUAUAUCAACGUUAUAAGAACCAUAUUAAUAUGAAGACAUAUACCCCACUCCAAUUAAACAAUACACAUCAAUGUGAAAAAAAUAUGGUACAGAAAAAUAUAUGCAUAUGUAUUGAUAACAAAAUAAAUAUGAACAACAAAAUUAUUCCUUGUGAUUGUGCAGAAUGUUUAGAGGAAAAAAUAAAAAACAAAUUAAACGACAGCACAUAUAAUAAAAAUAAUAAUAUUAAUAAAAAAAAAAAAAAUGUUAUUAAAAAAAAAAAAAAAAAUGUUAUUAAAAAAAAAAAAAAAAAUGUUAAAAAAAAAAAAAAAAAAAUGUUAAUAAAAAAAAAAAAAAAAAAUAAUGUUAAUAAAAAAAAUAAUGUUAAUAACAAUAAUAGUAAUAAUAAUUAUAAACCCCCCAAUUUGAAUAAUACAUAUAUUAACUGUUGUCAUGAUUCUCAUUUAUGUUCUAGAAAAACAAAUGACCAUGACAAUAAUGAGAACAAGUGUUCUCAUAAUAUUAAUAAUAGUACACCUGUAAGUACUGUUAAUAAUAAUCAAAAAGGUUCAGAUAUAAAUAUGUUGGAUAAUAAAAAUAUAAAAAUAAAUUGUAAUAAUUCAAAUGAGAAUUGUCUAAAAGGCUCAUAUAAUAAAUCAGAUAUUUGUAAUACACCAAAUAUGGUUAAACCUAAAUAUUCUAAUAUUUGUCCUAUUACUCAAAAGGUUAUACAUUCAAAUGAUUUAUUAAGAAAUGAUAAUUUAAGAGAAAAUUAUUUGUCACAAAAUUAUUCUAACUAUUAUGAAGAGAAAGAAAAAAACAUGAACUGUAAUAAUGAUAUAGAGAAAAACAUAAAGGAUAAUAUUUUACACACAAAAAUACAAGGUUGUCAUUUAAAUAAUGUUGAUUAUGAUUCAGAUUCAAAAUUUAAUAAUGAUAAAAAUAAAAGAAUAAAUAAUUUUCAUCAAAAUAAAAAUCAAAAAAAUUAUAUGAUACCUUUUUCUAAUGAUGAUCAUAUGGUUAAUUAUAGAAAUAUUUCAAGUUCUAAUUAUAAUCAUAUAAAUAAUAUUCCUAAUUAUUUUAUACCUUUAAAUAAUAAUAAUGAAAAAAAGAAGUUGCAAGAUCUAGAAAAAAUAAAUAAUCAUAAUAAUAAUAAUAAUAUUAAUAAGGACACAUGUAAUAACAUAAAUAUUAAUAAAAAAGAGAAUGAUAUAACACAUCAUGAGAGUGUCACAAAAUCGUGUAGAAAUAAUACAUGUACUAGUUUAAAUAAUAAUAAUAUUAAUAGUAUGAAUGUGAAUAUUAAUAUGAAAUUAAAUAUUGAAAAUAACCCAUUAGUAUUGUCUGUAUCUUCUUGUUCAAAGGAUAAAAGUUUUAUAAAUGAAAAUAAUGAAAAUAAAGAUCACAUCCCAUAUAUAUAUAAUCAGGUUAAUAUAAAAAGUGAUAAACAAGAAUAUCUUAUAUCUGAACCUACAAAAUAUAUUCAACAUAUAAAUGAAAAGAAUAUUGCAGUAAAUACAGUUAAUAACAUGAAUUGUAAUUUUGUAGAGAAUAUGAAUAAAGAGGUUAUUACAACUAUAUAUAAUGAUAACAUAAAUAUAUAUGAUCAAAAUAUAAAGAAACAUAUGAAUAAAUUUAAUGAUCAAACUAUAACUCCAUCAUCAAAUAAAUAUUCAGAUCAACAUGAUGUAGAACGUAUAAAUAAUAAAUCAAUUAAUAAAAAUUUUGAAAAUACUAGGACUGAAGAAAAUAUUUAUUAUAAUAAUACUAUUGAGAAUUAUGAAUAUAGAAAAAUGUCAAGUGAUAAUAUAAUUCAUUCAAACAUUUAUUCUAUAAACAAUGAAGAAAAUAAUUGUAAACCUAAUAUUAUAAUAAACGAACAAAUAUUUCAUAAAGUGGAUGAGCAAGGAAAUUUUAUAUAUAAUAUGACACAUCAUGAUAACAGACAAAACCAAAAGUUGUUAUUAGAUCAACUGCAUCUUGAUUCAUUAUGUGAGACAAACGACAGAAGGAAUAGAGAACAAUUUGUAACUACACCUCUUUAUAAUAAUAUGUGUAAUAAUAUGUUUGUAGUUAAUAGGAACAAUAAUUACAAUGAUGAGGAAAAUAAAUAUUUAAAUGAUAUGAAUAAUUAUAACAAUGAUAUGAAUAAUUAUAACAAUGAUAUGAAUAAUUAUAACAAUGGUAUGAAUAAUUAUAACAAUGGUAUGAAUAAUUAUAACAAUGAUAUGAAUAAUUAUAACAAUGAUGUGAACAAUUAUAACAAUGAUAUGAAUAAUUAUAACAAUGGUAUGAAUAAUUAUAACAAUGAUAUGAAAAAUUAUAACAAUGAUAUGAAUAAUUAUAACAAUGAUAUGAAUAAUUAUAACAAUGAUAUGAACAAUUACAAUCAUAAUGUGAAUCAUCACAACCAUUAUAUGAAUCAUCACAACCGUGAUAUUAAUAAUUACAAUCAUUGUGUUAAUAAUUAUAAUCAUGCAGGUAGCAACGACAAUGCAGAUAAUAAAUACAACGACAAUAAUAAUUACAAUUACAAUAAUAAUUACAAUGACAAUAAUAAUUACAAUGACAAUAAUAAUUACAAUGACAAUAAUAAUUACAAUGACAAUAACAAUCAUAAUGAAGAUGGUUAUCAAAAUGCAGAUGCUAACUACAAUGAUAAUAAUUACCUUAACCGUUCAGGUAGAAAUAACAAUAGUAGUAAUAAUGAUGGUGGAGAUGGUGAUGAAAGUACAGAUGAUAAUAAUGAAAAUGAUAAAGAAGGAAAUGGAGAACAUGACGAAGAAGAUGAAGAAGAAGAUGAAGAAGAAGAUGAAGAAGAAAAUGAAGAAGAAAAUAUCAAAGAAGGUGGUAACCAAAAUGAUGAAGAAAAUUACAGAGAAAAUAAUGAAAAAGAUUAUAAUCAACAUAAAAAUUAUAACGAUCAACUUAUGAAAAUGGAAGGUGAUAAUAUUUUUGAUAAUAGUACUAGUAAUGUUUUACACAAUACUUGUUAUUCAUAUAAGAACAGAUAUAAUGAUUCUUAUGAUUACUUAUUGUCAGGUGAAAAUGAAAUAAUGCCACAAAACAAUAUUUAUAGAUCUCAAGAAAAGGAAGUAUCCAUAUCACAAGAAAAUAGUUUUGUUUUUCAAAAUAAAAAUAAUGGGAAUCAGUAUGAUGCACAAAUGAGUGAUUUUUAUAAUUUUCAUUUGAACAAUAUGAAUGAUAUGAAUGGUAUGAAUGGUGUGAAUGAUGUGAAUGGUAUGAAUAAUAUGAAUAAUAUGAAUGAUAUGAAUGAUAUGAAUGGUAUAAAUAAUAUGAAUAAUAUGAAUAAUAUGAAUAAUAUGAAUGAUAUGAAUAAUAUGAAUAAUAUGAAUAAUAUGAAUAAUAUGAACAGUAUGAAUAAUAUACCCAAUAUGAAUAAUACAAACAGUGUAAAUAAUAUGAAUAGUAUGAAUAACAUGAAUAACAUAGUCACUAUAAACAAUAUGAAUAGUAUAAACAAUAUGAAUAGUAUAAACAAUAUGAAUAGUAUAAACAAUAUGAAUAAUAUAAACAAUAUGAAUAAUAUAAACAAUAUGAAUAAUAUCCAGAACGUAAAUAAUUUAUACAAUUUUUAUAAUGACAAUGAAAACAGCAUAAGUGUUCCAAAUGCCCAUGCAGAUUUUAUGAGUGAAAAGACGAAUGAGGAAAAAAUAUCUUCAAAUGAUUUAGAUACAUAUGAAAAUCUUAAUAAAGAUAUGAUAACAGAUUUGAGUGUAAAUAUGAGUUUAAAGAAUUAUAAUAAUGAAAUGAUGAAUAAUGAAAUAUGUAGUUCUUACUUUGAAAUGUAUAAUAAUAUGGAAGAACCAUAUAAUAUGAUGAAUAAUAACAAUAGUAUUAAUAGUACUAAUAAUAGUAAUAAUAAAAAUAAUAAUAAGAAAAGCGAAAACGAUGAUAACAAUGAAAAAAAUGAUAAUAAUAAUAUUAAUAAUAUUAAUAAUAUCAACAAUAACAACAAUAUAAACACCAUCAACAAUAUCAAUAAUAAUAAUAAUAAUAAUAAUAAUAAUAAUAAUAAUAAUGAUGAUGGGGAUAAUAUUCCAUUUGAAUGUGAUAAGUGUAAUGUCGAUUAUGAUAUAAUGAAUUUUACAAACAAUACCUAUAUGGAUAUACAAAAAAUACUUCAAAAUGAUGAUAUAUUAAAAAAAGAAUUUGCUAAUAUAGAAGAAUGUUUCAAAAUACAUACAUCUACUUCUAUGGAUUAUAAGAAAAUAAAAAGUAAAGGUGAAUGCUGUCAUCAGAAUCAACAAAUAACAUACGAACAUUAUGAUCGAUUGAAGCAUUCUAAUAAUAAUUUUAUAAGGAAUAAUGAUGAUAUAUACAAAAAGUUAAGUAUUGACGAAUUUUUUCUAAAUCCAAAUAACAUAGCAGCAAAUAUUAUAAACAACGAUAUGAUUAAUGAAAAUAUAAAUAGUGACAUAGAAAAAAUUAUGGAUAUAAUGACUUCAAAUAAUAAUAAUGAAAGAGAAAAUAAUAAAAAUUGUUCAAGACAAGAAGAUGAAAAGGGAAGACAACAAACUAAAGGAAAAGAAAAAGGUAAAGAAAGAGAAAAAUAUAAAGAUAAAGAAAUUGAUAUAUAUAAAGAAAUGAAUAAUGAUAAUAUGAUAAAUGAAAAUAUGGAAAUACAUGGAGAAAACAUUAAUUUUAAAAAAAAAGAGUCUACCAAUUUUUCAUCUUCAUCGUCAUUCAAUAUGUCAAAUAAUAACAAUAAUAAUAAUAUAUAUAAUAAUAAUAUACAUAAUAAUAAUAUACAUAAUAAUAAUAUACAUAAUAAUAAUAUACAUAAUAAUAAUAUACAUAAUAAUAAUUCAUUUGAUAUAUCAAUAAAAUGUAAAGAUAAAAAAAGAAAAAUAGAUUCUCUGAUUAAUGAUAAUGAGAAUAUAAUCUCAUCAAAUGAUUCAAAAAUGGAAAGCAUUCAUGAGCCAUCACCUUCAAGAAAGUUUCAUAAAAUUAAUGAAGAUAAAAGAAAAAAAUAUCAAAAAAUGGAUAUAAGAACCUUAAAUAAAAGCGUUCAAAAGAACAAAGAAAUAUGUACUAAUUGCUAUAUACAUUAUGAUAAUUUUAAGUCCAGUUAUAUUUUAACUUUUAUUAAUAGAAAACAAAAAAAGCAAAGAAAAAUUUUCCCUGUAGAACCUAAUGAAAAGGAUGAAACAUAUAUUGUACAAAUUAUAAAAUAUAUUGAAAAAUUACAGGAACAAAAUAAAAUAUUUGGAAUAAACCCAAAUGAGGAAACAAAGGAAAAUAAAAAUAGUUGUUCAAAUGAAGGUGAACAACAACAAUGUAUGUUAAUUGAAAAUACAAAUAUAAAUAAUAGUAAUGAUAAUAAUAUGAAGGAUAUUAAUAUGAAUGAUAAUAAUAUGAAGGAUAUUAAUAUGAAUGAUAAUAUUAUGAAGGAUAUUAAUAUGAAUGAUAAUAUUAUUAAUGAUAAUAAUAUGAAGGAUGAUAAGGUUGCUCAUCAUGAUAGUAUGAAUGAUCAUACGGUAAUUAAUAAUGAUAAUUCGAAUGAUAAUCAUAUGAAUAAUAAUAAUAUAUAUAAUAAUGAUAAUAUAUAUAAUAAUGAUAAUAUAUAUAAUAAUAAUGAUAAUAUAUAUAAUAAUAAUAACAUAUAUAAUAAUGAUAAUAUAUAUAAUAAUGAUAAUAUAUAUAAUAAUAACAACAUAUAUAAUAAUGAUAAUAUAUAUAAUAAUAACAAUAGCAGUAACAACAAUGCUAAUAUGAUGAACCAAUUUCUUUAUGGUAAUAAUACAGAAUAUAUUUUAAAUAACCAAGCUACAUUUAAAAAUAAUGAACACAAUGAAAAUAAAAGUAAUUUAAUAAAUGAUAUGAACAGAAGAAAGGAAAAUAUAAAAAAUAAUAAUAUGAAUAAUUUUGUACAGAAUUUUAAUGAACAAUUUUAUGUACAACAAACGAAUUUUAAUUAUAUACAUGACAAUAUUAAUAAUAUAUCUUCUAUAAAUAAUAUAAAUGAUAUAAAUGAUAUAAAUAAUAUAAAUAAUAUAAAUGAUAUAAAUAAUAUAAAUGAUAUAAAGAAAAAUAUGAAUCUUACAUAUUCAAGAUCUAUAAGUAUGUAUGAAGACAUAAAUAUCCCACAUAAUGUUGAUUAUAUUAAUUAUAAUAUAGAAAAGGAUAAUGUAUACGAAGAAAACUAUAAUAUAGGAUUAAACCAAUGUGCAUCAAAUAAUACAAAUAUAAAUAUGUUUUUUGAAAGUACUAACAACAAGGAUAAUUUAACAAAGCCUUUAGGGGAUGUAUAUACAGAAGAUAUGAGUAUAUCAAAUAAUAUAAAUAAUAUGAAUAAUAUAAAUAAUAUGAAUAAUAUAAAUAAUAUGAAUAAUAUGAAUAAUAUAAAUAAUAUAAAUAAUAUGAAUAAUGUGAACAUUAUGAAUCAUAUAAAUACUGUCAGUUGUAAUAUAAAUAAUAAUUCAUUUGCAAAUAAUUUAUAUGAUAACAAUAUAAUUUCACAUAAUAUGAAAAAUAUCAUGUAUCCAUAUAUAAAUAACAAUAUCAAAAAAACAACGAAUAAAUCUAUUAAUGAAAAAAAUCAAGUGAAUAUAAUUAAUAAUAUUCCAUACACAAAUUAUCAUAAUCUAACAAAUAACAAUGAUGAACAUACUAGGGAAAAAAAUUUUCAUAACGUCAUGAAUGAAUAUAACAUUAAUAUAAAUAACAACACAAAUUAUGUAGAUCGAGAAGGGGAUGAUAAUAAUAUUUCACGCGAAAAUAAUAUGUAG
Messenger RNA from Plasmodium adleri (nom. inval.), 8442 nucleotides. RefSeq names its product conserved Plasmodium protein, unknown function. The transcript has 2 exons. The record is from RefSeq and is a predicted model, not a curated record. Bases 1 to 8442 code for a protein of 2813 amino acids. Lineage: Eukaryota; Apicomplexa; Aconoidasida; Haemosporida; Plasmodiidae.